AUGGCGGGCAAGUUGGAGCCUUUGAAAAUGGAGGCCCCCGAAGUGGUAGAGGAGGCCGAGGAGGCUGAAGGGCACACCAAGUCUUUGAAGAUGACUGAAGACCUGCUGGCAAUGGUGAAAAAGCUGCAGAAAGAGGGAAGCCUGGAGCCACAGAAUGAAGACCUGAUUAACCGGAUUAAUGAGCUUCAGCAAGCAAAGAAGAAAUCCAGUGAGGAACUGGGAGAAGCCCAAGCUCUCUGGGAGACCCUGCAUAAGGAACUGGACUCCUUGAAUGGAGAGAAAGUGCACCUAGAGGAGGUCUUGAGCAAAAAGCAAGAGGCACUGAGGAUCCUCCAGCUGCACUGCCAAAGGAAGGAAAGUGGAGCUCAGAAGUUGCACGUUGAAGAACAGCUGGAGAAUUUGAUGGGCCAGCACAAGGACCUCUGGGAAUUCCACAUGUUGAAGCAGCGGCUGGCCCGGGAGAUAUGUGCCCUGCAGAGCAGCAAGGAGCAGUUGCUCACUGAAGAGAAACUGGCGCGGGCCAAGCUAGAGGAGGUGGAGCGGCAGCUGAGCUCGGGGCGCGCCCUGGCGGUGAACGAUGGGCUGAAGGCGGAGCUGGAGAAAUUCGGGGGCAGGGUCCCGCCCUAAUCCAUUGCACCCCAAAGGACGGGGCCUGCAAAGGAGAGGUAGGGAGCCCGGCGAUGCGGCGCGGGGGCAGAGACGGCGGGCGGGGGUGCCCUCGGAGUCUCUUGGAGAAAGCAUCAGUGGGGAGCAGGGCGCCCGGCGGGGGACGUGACGGAUAAGAGUAAAGGCAGCCGCCGGCCUGCGUGCGGGGACGCCAGCGCCCUCGGGAGCCGGGGCCGGCAGCCUGACUCGCCGCUCCCGCAGGCUGGCCCCGAGCGCCCGGGCGCCCUCCGCGAGGACCUGGAGCCGCCCCCAGAGCACUAGGACCCGCCCGAAGCUCCCCACCCCCACCCCCUUCGAGGCCGGCCGAGAAAUAAAGGCGAGGAUUUCGGACCUUCCUCCACCUCCUGCCUGAGUCUGUGCUCCCCUGGGCUUGGGGGGGGGGGGCGGGGGGGUUGCUCACGACGGGCCGGGGGCGUGUCCAGGCACUCGGGGCGGGGCUUCGGCCGGGCUCCGCCCAUCAGUCACGUGGCGGGCUCGGGGAGCUCAAUGAAUGUUCGUGAGCAUCACAAAGGACACGUGGAUGCCUAAGCCACCCCAUCUCCUUGGCCUCACGUCGGGUUCCUAACUGUUUUACCAACAAGGGCUAGAGGGAACAUGUUAAAAACCCAUGUAAAGUCCUGCCUGUCUCCUGUGGUUCAGAGUAAAUUCCAACCUCCCAAGAGCCCCCGCAUUCCCCACAGAAUCCCACAGACCUCUCAGCCUCCCCCUGCUCCCCCUCACACGUUCGGUUCCAGCCCUCUGCUUUUGCACCCUCUCCGAGCACUUUUUCCUCUCAGGGCCUUUGCCCAGCUGUGUCCUCCUGUGGGACGCCCUUCCCCAGGGCCUCGAACAACCGCAGGUCUGUUAAGUCUGUCAGCUGCCUUGGAGGCUGGCCUGGGGGACCCUACUUCAAAAGGCACCUUGCACCAGGGUGCUGUCCUUGACUAAACAUGUCUUCAUAAAAUGUCUGUGCUGGUUGUCCGCUGUGUGCCAGGCACCAGUGUUGGCCCUGAAUUUAAAUAGCAUGGUCAGGGGAUGUCUCACUGAGGGAGUGGCGCCAGAGCAGGGAGGUGAGGGGGCGAGUGAGGAG
Mirounga angustirostris (Northern elephant seal) is the source of this 1735-nucleotide messenger RNA. RefSeq names its product synaptonemal complex central element protein 1 like (gene SYCE1L). The record is from RefSeq and is a predicted model, not a curated record. Gene Ontology annotation, biological process: synaptonemal complex assembly. Gene Ontology annotation, cellular component: synaptonemal complex. NCBI's taxonomy places the organism in Eukaryota, Metazoa, Chordata, Mammalia, Carnivora, Phocidae. Bases 1 to 627 code for a protein of 208 amino acids. The transcript is spliced from 10 exons.